AAGGUGGACCAAGAAAUCGCUGUUCAUACAACAGAGUGUUUUCAGCUAGUCUGAGAAAUGUUUUUGUUUAUUUUUAUUUAUGAAAACUAUUGUAUAACUGUUUAAAUAUGAAACCAUUAAUUGAUUGCAACGCCCACUGGGAGGGGCCUAGUUGGUUUAUAAGGAUGUGGAAAUGUUUGGGGUGGGGCUGUGAAAAACUGUGAAGCUGUGAAGUGCUUACUGAAGCAACCCUUGUGAGCAACAGAUGUGCUCAUUUCCUUUAAUAAAAGGUAAAAGUUUAUCCUUGGCGCCUCUGCAACCUUUGUUGCUGCUGCAUUCUGGUUUCUGGACAUUUUUUCUGAGGACACCCAAGACAUACUUGUUGUCAGAAGUGGGAUACGCAGAUGGCCAGCCACAAAAAGGUUAAAUGCAAGGGUCUUCGUUCAUACAAGGAUGAGAUGGAGCCAACUUCUGAUGUGGGCCCACCGUCAUCAUCUUCAUCGUCGGAGGAGGAAGGGGAGCCUGGUGCCUGUCCUGACCCAAUGGCUCCAAGCCCAGAAGCUGACCAGGUAGCCAUGAUGAGGGACUUCCUUCAUGGACAGCAGAAGCGGGAAGACAGCCUCAUUGCUGCACUUCAAGGUCUGAGAGCUUCUAUGGUCAAACCAGAGCACCAUCCCAGUCGGCGGCGGAAAGCUACUCCUGAUGUCGCUGGACCAAGCUCCGCCACAGCCGGCAGCCCAAGAAUGGAACUGCCAACCCCAGCUGCAUCGUCUCGUCACCAGCGUCCAGUAGAGCCUGAGGAGGACGACAGCUGGUCUGACCACUCUCGGGGCAGAUCCAGUCAACACCCGCCUGAUUGGAGGCCCUACAUGGAACCAAAGAUCCCUGCAUAUCAAGCAGGUGAGGACAUUGAAAAUUACCUGCUUCGCUUUGAGCGAAUGGCCAAAACCUGGAGAUGGCCAGAGACUGAGUGGGCGUGUCGCCUGGUUCCACUGCUGUCUGGGAAAGCACUGGAGGCCUACACCGCAAUAGACGAGCAGCAAGCCCACUGCUACAAGUACCUGAAAGACGCACUCCUGUUGAAGUUUGACAUCUCGCCAGAGACGUAUCGCCAGCAGUUCCGGUCUGUGAGUGUUCCAGCCGGGGAGAAUCCAACUGAGACGUACCACCGACUGAAGGGCCUCUACCGACGUUGGAUCCGUCCGGAGCAACACACCAAGGAGCAGAUCGGGGAGAUCGUCAUCCUGGAGCAGCUGCUGAGGGUACUUCCACCAGAUGUGAGGACGUGGGUGAAGGAGCACGAACCGGAGGACGGCCUCACUGCUGCCCGGCUCGCGCUGCAGUACUUCAACGCCCGACGAGGGACGUCGUUCACCAGGCCCUCUGGUGGGGGUCAGCGUCGUUCAAUCCAAGCCGGCCCACCGGGUCCCAUAUGGAGAGACUUCAACCAGUCACCUCAAGGUACCAACCCAGCCCCUAGUCAGCGAAUGGCCGGUAAGGACCUUGUGUGCUUCUAUUGCCAGCAGCCUGGUCACAAAGCGUCUGUAUGCCCAGUUCGCAAGGCUAAAUUCACAGGUGCUUGCUAUGCACCUAGAUUAGAGACUGACUUGAGUACAGGGUCUGCCAUCACUGAUGAGAACACUGUGCAGCCUCUCAACACCUGUGCUUACCAGCGCACAGGCCAAAGCCGGGGUCCAAGGUCUUCCACCUGUUGA
Molecule: messenger RNA, 1694 nt
Organism: Oryzias melastigma (Indian medaka)
Lineage: Eukaryota; Metazoa; Chordata; Actinopteri; Beloniformes; Adrianichthyidae
Exons: 2
Coding region: 384-1694 (436 amino acids)
Molecular function (GO): nucleic acid binding; zinc ion binding
Source: RefSeq, a predicted model, not a curated record